AUGCGUCCGGCGCAGCUGUUACCCUCGCAGUCACCUUUCGCCCUGGACGCCGCCGCCGCCGCUGCAGUGGGACUGUCCCGGGAGCGGGCCCUGGACUACUACGGGCUGUACGACGAUCGCGGGCGCCCUUACGGUUACCCGGCUGUGUGUGAAGAGGACCUAAUGCCCGAGGACGACCAGCGGGCGACUCGAAACCUCUUCAUCGGGAACUUGGACCACAGUGUGUCCGAGGUGGAGCUGCGCCGGGCGUUCGAGAAGUACGGCAUCAUUGAGGAGGUGGUCAUCAAGAGACCUGCCCGAGGGCAGGGUGGGGCCUAUGCUUUCCUAAAGUUCCAGAACCUGGACAUGGCCCACAGGGCUAAGGUGGCUAUGUCAGGCCGGGUGAUUGGCAGAAAUCCCAUUAAGAUCGGUUACGGGAAGGCCAACCCCACAACUCGCCUUUGGGUGGGUGGCCUCGGACCCAACACUUCACUGGCAGCCCUGGCCCGGGAGUUUGAUCGCUUUGGAAGCAUUCGGACCAUUGAUCAUGUCAAAGGAGAUAGCUUUGCCUACAUCCAGUACGAGAGCCUGGAUGCUGCCCAGGCUGCCUGUGCUAAAAUGAGGGGCUUUCCUUUGGGUGGUCCAGAUCGCAGGCUCCGAGUGGAUUUUGCCAAAGCAGAAGAGUCUCGGUAUCCCCAGCAGUACCAGCCCUCACCCCUCCCUGUGCACUAUGAGCUUCUCACAGAUGGAUAUACCCGGCACCGAACCCUGGAUGCGGACCUCCGGGUGCGGGAUAGGACCCCUCCACACCUUCUGUACUCAGACCGAGACCGGACCUUUUUGGAAGGGGACUGGACCAGCCCCGGUAAAAGUUCUGACCGCAGAAACAGCCUGGAGGGUUAUAGUCGUUCAAUGCGCAGCCGGAGUGGUGAACGCUGGGGAGGGGAAGGGGACAGAGGCAUGCCCAAGCCAUGGGAAGAUAGGCGCAAGCGGAGGAGCCUUUCCAGUGACCACGGAAGGACAACCCACUCUCCUUAUGAGGAAAGGAGCAGGACCAAGGGUGGUGGUCAGCAGUCUGACCGCAGCUCAGACCGUACCCCUGAGCGCAGCCGCAAGGAGAACCACUCUGGUGAAGGGACCAAGGAGUCAGGCAGCAACUCUCUCAGCAACAGCAGACAUGGGGCUGAGGAGCGGAGCCACUACCACCACCACCACGAAGCUCCAGACUCUUCCCAUGGGAAGAAGACGAGAGAGAGCGAGCGCAAUCAUCGGACCACUGAGGCUGAGCCCAAGCCUCUAGAAGAGCCAAAACAUGAGACCAAAAAGCUGAAGACUCUUUCAGAGUAUGCUCAGACACUGCAGCUGGGUUGGAAUGGGCUUUUAGUGUUGAAAAACAGCUGCUUCCCAACAUCUAUGCAUAUCCUAGAGGGGGACCAGGGAGUCAUCAGCGGUCUCCUCAAAGACCACACUUCUGGGAGCAAGUUGACCCAGCUGAAAAUCGCCCAACGUCUAAGACUAGACCAACCCAAGCUUGACGAGGUCACACGACGCAUCAAGCAGGGGAGCCCCAAUGGUUAUGCAGUGCUCCUAGCCACCCAGGCAGCCUCCAGUGGGUCUGGCACUGAGGUGAUGGCCACAGUGGAGCCAGGCCUGCAGAGGCGGCUUCUCAGGAACCUGGUCUCCUACUUGAAACAGAAGCAGGCUGCAGGGGUAAUCAGCCUGCCAGUAGGGGGGUCCAAGGGCAAAGACAUCACAGGCAUGCUCUACGCCUUCCCCCCCUGUGAUUUCUCCCAGCAGUACCUCCAGUCAGCAUUGAGGACAUUGGGCAAGCUGGAAGAGGAACACAUGGUGAUAGUUAUAGUAAGAGACACUGCCUAGCCCAAACUCAAAAGCAGUUAACUUGCAAAUCUGAUUCCUUCUCUACCUGCUACCUUGGUUUGAAUUAUCUACUGGAUUAAUUUGGUUCAUUUGGUGGGAGGAUCAGAGUCUGUCCACCACCAAAUCUAAGUUCUUAGAUUUUGGGGGACUUUUUUAUGAUGAUGACAAGAACCCCUGUUACGUUGACUUCUCUAUGAGAUACUGUCUGCUGUAUUCUGUAUUUUUUUAUUUUUUGACUAACUGUAUGGAAAGUUGUCAGUAAAGCCUUUGUCAGAGGAUGGAUUUCUAAUCCGUUCAGUGUCCAAGUUUAAUCAAGUUUUUCUUAAAAGAAUGGAGGACUUCCCCAGUGCAUGCCCUGCGUCACAUUUCUGGCACUGUGUCCAAGGGGCCUGCUGUAUUUUGGUGGCUCUCAGCUAUUAGGCUGAGUCAGGACUCAUCCUCAGUUUUAAUCUUAGCUGAUACUGGCACACACAGCCCUGGGCCCUGCAACCUGAUUAGGUCCCCUACAGAGGAAUGGGUAAGCCUAAGGUCUGUGCCAACAGCUACUGGUACUUUUUGAUUUGUUUUUCCCUGCCCUGAGUGUGUCCAUCAAUUCAACCUAUUCAUUGGAAGAAGUGCCCAAUUAUACAACCUGUUUUGACAGUGGGUAGUUUUCAGUUCUUGUGCAUGGCGGAGCAGUGCAAUAUUGAUGCCAAGAGGUCUCAGUGCCCGCACACUUCCUUUUGGUAUAGCCUCCCUUUCUAGCCUUAUUUAGCAUGGAGGUCCUAGAGGCCAUGGAGCGUUGGAGGCAGCCUGCCUUGGUUAACUCGAACCUUACUCGGGAGUCUGAUUUUUGGCUCUUCUUUCAUUCAGGGCUGAGGUGUCAAUAGGAUGGACCUGUGCCCAGUCACACAUCUAGAGCUUUGUGGCAAACAGAUCCCCAGUUGAAGUUUUCACAGUGCUGUUGGGGUAUGCAGUGGGUUAGGAAGAUGUCCUUCGUAAGUGACCUAACAGUUUCUUGCUCCAAUAAAAGUGUGGAAUGCUGAGAAACGGAUUUUCUUUUCAAAAAGUGAGGUCAAAAUUGCUGAGGUUUGGGGCAGGGCUAAAAGCAAAGCCACUCAAACCAGGCUGGGGAAGGAAAAAGAUGUGGAGGAUCUCUUUCUAGUUGGAAGGGAAAGGUGGCCUGAGCAGUUUUAGAAUGCUGCUCUCACUGGUCUGGUUAGUUAGGUGGACAGUGCAGACAAGUUCAUUGGUGCAAGGGACUAGGGAGGAAACUGGGAGCAUACAGCAGCUGUCACCAAACAACACAGCAAAUAGCAUUCAGCUGUGUUUAUGUAGCAGCAUGGGUAUCCCAACCCAAAAGGGUUGUCAGGUCUGAGGAGUAGGAACUCUGGUAAGAGACGCGCUUCCAGGUGAUCAGAAGCUAUAGGUUGUUGGUCAGGCUAGUGCUGCAGGUCCAGCCUGCUCUCCAGCCAGCAUUGGUGACAGUGGGAUUUGAGGUAAGUGCUCUGUGCAGGCAGGGGCUCCCUACAGGCUGCAUGGAGGAUAUGACUGUCCGUGAGGAUAGAGCUGUCUUUUAGACUCUGGAGACAGAGUCAAGAGGGGGAUGUGCCUCGAGAGUACCACACCACUCACUGAGCUUCAGUCGGCCAGUGCUCACGAGAACGAGUGCAUUCAUAACAAAAUAACACAAGAAAGUGUGAAACCUGUUUAUUUGCCUGUUUCUGCUUGAGCUGGGCCACAGAUGCCAGGUACUAAGCAAGUCCAUUGGGCACUUGACACACCUGGGUAGGUGGUGCUGCCAGAAACAGGCCUCAUGUUGAAGUGCACUGCAGUUUCCUCUGCAUGUCUUCAACAAUUCACAGGCAGAGCUGCCCUGUCACCUCUGGGCUGCCUAUCUUCCUUCCCAGAAUAUGGCUCAGCUACCCUAGAACCAAGUAAAAGGAGAUAGGCCUCUUAGAAAGCCUGGGUGGGAGACACCACCAGCCUUUGCCUUGUCUGCCCCUCCUAAGGGAAGGGUUCCUUCUGGCCUCAGAAAUAACCAGUUUUGAGUUAGAGCCACAGCCCACUGUGACCCCUUUGGACCUCAACCACUUCCUAUCUUUGGCUUUUUAGACACAGGAGAUUCUGAGGUCUCUUGGGCCUUGACAGCACUGAAGAAAGGUCAGGUGGCCAAGGCCCUGGCUGCUUCAUGACAACCCUGUGAGAGAACUGGAACUGUCCUGGAGAUCAGGUCCUAGCUGACAAGUUGCUUGAAAGGAGAGCACAUGAAGUGGUGAAGUCUGCCACAUCCAUGGUGUACUAUUGGUCUGUAUAUUUCUUCCUAAAUGACUAAUUCUGGCCCCUGGCAGAAUAAAGAAAAAGAGUACAUGUCUCUUAAGGCACUUCCCUAAGGAAGUGUUGUCAAGUCAACCAGAACUCUGCUUUCCUAUGAGCAGUGCCCAUCUCCACCUCAGAGACCUGUGGGUACUCCCAAGAGCUCCUGACAGAUUCAGGGAUGUGCUUGACUGUUAAAGUGCAUGCACUGGUUCUGAUUGCAGCAGUCCCAGCAGUCAGGCUAUCCCACUGGUUAAUGUUAGCUACCAUUUAAAGCUGAGGCAUGAAGCAAAUGAAGAGCUGAGACCUCUGCUGGAGGACCAAGAGGUGCUGUGUGGCCCAGGCCCACUUCAGUGUGUAUGACAAACUGUAUGUUGCCCCUGAGCCCAGCAGGGCUUUUCCUGCCCCUGGAGAGUUUUAGCUGUCUUGUGUUGCUUGUCUGAUUCAUAACAACCAAAUCCCCCACCUCUUCUCUCAGUAAAGAAAGAAAAAACUCUAGCUGUAUUCUAUGUAACAGUAACCAAGAAGCUGUUUUUCUGGGCAAAAUCAAAGGAGGGUCAGCGUCUUCAAUUUAUUGGGGGGCGGGGAAUGGGUGGGGUGAAAAAGGGUACUUUCUCUGGUGGUUACAGUCUAAAAAUAGGCCAAUCAAAUUUAGAUAUCCCUGCAGUAGCUGCAAACUCAAACCUGACCAAACCCCAACUAGCCCUCAACCACCAGUAACUGCAGACACAACCCCAUCUACAGGAAUGGCUGAAAAGCUCUUUUUUAGCACUGCCAGCCCAUUCCUCCAAAACAUCCCAGGCCCUCUGCUUUUCCAGCUCCACUAAGUCUAUAGUUAGAAGCUGCCCUCUUGAUCCAGAACAUGGGAAUGGAGAGAUGUGUCUGCUCUGAACAGUGCCCUGAGCUGUGUCCUCGCCUUUCUUUCCAAAAGGAGGUCCUCUGCUCAAGCCACAGGCCAGGUCAGACACUAACUGAGCUACUGUUCUCCAGAGGUACAAUAGUUGGAUAAAAUGUUCUCAUCACCCUGCUCUGCCUCUCUUGGAAGGAAGGCAUCUUUUGUGUGGCCUACCAGAGCUGCAAAGAAAGGGAGAU
Molecule: messenger RNA, 5244 nt
Organism: Fukomys damarensis (Damara mole-rat)
Lineage: Eukaryota; Metazoa; Chordata; Mammalia; Rodentia; Bathyergidae
Gene: Rbm15b
Product: RNA binding motif protein 15B
Exons: 2
Coding region: 1-1857 (618 amino acids)
Biological process (GO): regulation of alternative mRNA splicing, via spliceosome
Cellular component (GO): nucleus
Molecular function (GO): mRNA binding
Source: RefSeq, a predicted model, not a curated record